Messenger RNA from Penicillium cinerascens, 1005 nucleotides. Its product is annotated as alpha/beta fold hydrolase. The transcript has 4 exons. The record is from RefSeq and is a predicted model, not a curated record. Bases 1 to 1005 code for a protein of 334 amino acids. Lineage: Eukaryota; Fungi; Ascomycota; Eurotiomycetes; Eurotiales; Aspergillaceae. Gene Ontology annotation, molecular function: catalytic activity.
AUGGCUUCCCUAGCGUUCCCGUCCUUUGCCAAGAGGGCGACCCUAUCUGACGGCACGUCGUAUGGCUAUGUCGCUCACCCCUCGUCCAAAGCUGAUGGGAUGACCUUUCUGCUCCUUCAUGGAUAUCCCAGCUCUUGCUAUGACUGGCGUCAUCAAAUCAAAUCAUUGUCAGCCGCAGGGUGUGGGGUUAUUGCUCCAGACUUGCUCGGCUACGGCGACACCGAUAAGCCGGCCGAUCCAACCUCGUAUCGCUUGAAGUCUAUGUCGAUCCAUAUGGCCGAAAUACUAGAUAUCGAAAAAGUCCAACGUUGUGUUGCCGUGGGUCACGAUUGGGGCUGUGGAUUGCUUUCCCGUUUGGUCACAUAUAUCCCUGAUCGCUUGAUGGGUAUUGUGCCGAUCUCAGUCGGGUACAUUCAGCCUGGUCCGGUGGACGUCGAUGCGAUCAACGCAUAUACUGAGAGCCUCGUCGGAUAUCCAACGUAUGGAUACUGGCCGUGGCACAAUACUGACGACGCUGUUAAGGAUUGUGACGAGCAUCCAGCUUCGGCUUUUACACUCAUCUAUGCAGCCAAUCCAGAGGACUGGAAAGUCAAUAUGGCUCCCCUAGGUGCUGCAGCUGAGUACGUCAAGGCCGGUAGAAUUGAUCCGCUGCCGUCAUGGUAUACUCUAGAGGAGUACACACUCAGAGACCGAAUCCUAGCCCAGGGACAUCGCGGCCCAUUGAACUGGUAUAAAGCCGCAAUGCGCGGUGUUAACAACGUUGAUGAAGCCGAAAUCCCAGACGCGGACAGGGGUUGUCAUCUGCCCACACUUCUCGUCGUAAGUGAAAAGGACUAUAUUACGAGGGCAGACAUGAACAUUGCUACUACCAAGGAAUAUGCGCCCGAUCUGCGGGUGAAGAACUUUGCAGACUGCGGACAUUGGAUUCAGCUGGAGCGACCGGACGAGCUGCAUCAACUUCUGGAAGAGUUUGCUCUGGAGCUGGUUGAUAGAAAAGACUCGUGA